AUGUGGGGUCGCGAGUGCGUGGUGGCGACUCCAGCCCUCGACGCCGUGCCCUCGCCGGACUUCGCAGCCUCGCUGCCCAGCGUUCCUGCCGCAGCAGCGCUGACCAUGGCAGGCGGUGCCGACAGCGAGGAUUGCUUGGAGUGCAAGCUCGUGGGCAGCGGCGCCAUGUUCAGCCUCUCGGGCUACUUCUUCUACCUGUCACACAGCCCGCGCUUCUCCUCGUCUUCGACCUCGGGUCUCCGCUCCUUCAAUGGAGUCAUGUGUGCUGCGUUUGCCGCCGCCGGUGUGGCGCGCUUGUUUGCGGACGACGUACGGAGAGUGUUGGCGAGACAGUGA
Molecule: messenger RNA, 336 nt
Organism: Emiliania huxleyi CCMP1516
Lineage: Eukaryota; Haptophyta; Isochrysidales; Noelaerhabdaceae
Exons: 2
Coding region: 1-336 (111 amino acids)
Source: RefSeq, a predicted model, not a curated record